CUUAAAACGUAAGCAGCAGAACCGCAGUCGGCGGGCGGUCGUGUCCCAGGUGAGAGAAAAUAGGGAGGACCUAAACCAGCCCCAGAAGCAGGAGGUGAGAGUUGCAUACCUCGAGUCUGUCGUCGCUUACCUCACACGCCAGUGCCAUGCAAUGCAGGAUGAGGCGGAGAAGCUUCGUUUGGAGCUGGCGAAUCAAAAGAGGAAAGAGCUGGGGCAGCUGAACAUUGUCUGUGCAAAACUCAAAGAAACCCAGAAGUCCCAGCGGGAGAUGAAGCUGCUGCUUGACAUGUACCGCUCAGCACCCAAGGAGCAGAGGGACAAAGUCCAACUCAUGGCGGCUGAGAGGGCCAAGUCAGAGGCUGAAGGACCUGGAAAAGAGGGAGUGAAGGGAAGGCAAGAAAAUGGCUGAUGGUGAGGCCCUGAGCAAAAUUCGUUCCAUAGAGGAGCAGAUCAACAUCCUCAACAAGACACUUUCAAUAGUGAAACAGGAGGAUGCCUUGCUCAGGGAGAUGGACGUGACAGGCAAGGCAUUUGAGGACAUGCAGGAGCAAAACAUCCGACUGAUGCAGCAGCUCAGGGAGAAGGAUGAAGCCAACUUCAAACUGAGUGAAGAGGACUACCCUCUUGAAUACCAACCUAGGGUAAUGCCCCGCCUCCUGUGGAGCUGUUGAUUGAGCCCAGGUGACCCAAAUUCCUCAUCAGCUGGGUAUAUACCUUGGAGAGAGACACCCAACAGUUCCAGUGGGCCAUUGUUGGCAACCAGCGUGAGACAGAGAUGGACAAUGGGCCAUUGUUGUCAACCAGAAAGCAAGCUGUUGUGUCAAGACUCUGUACUCCUUGAGAAGGAGGAUGAAACCUGUGUUAGUGUUCUUGUUUCUUUCUUUUUUGGUCUGAUCUGAGUUUGUUUUGUUUACUAAGCCUGGUUAGGUAAGAGCCAGCAGCUUCAGUUGCCUUGUUUUAUUUCUAUA
Molecule: messenger RNA, 968 nt
Organism: Lampris incognitus (smalleye Pacific opah)
Lineage: Eukaryota; Metazoa; Chordata; Actinopteri; Lampriformes; Lampridae
Product: E3 ubiquitin-protein ligase BRE1A-like
Exons: 2
Coding region: 402-671 (89 amino acids)
Cellular component (GO): nucleus; HULC complex
Molecular function (GO): ubiquitin protein ligase activity
Source: RefSeq, a predicted model, not a curated record